CUGUGUUUGUGUCGCGGCCUCGUCCAUUGAGAUGCGACAAUCGCAUCGGAGCAGUGUGUUCCGGGCUUAAUCUCUGCUCACUGCAGUUCAUUUAUGCGCGUCUAUUCGGUACAGUGUGGUAACUGCUCCAAAACUACACCCGCAAUAUUUUUAACGCAUGCGGAGCGGGGAGAGUGACGACUUCGUGAGACAGGCUCAGCGAGUAUCUGCGAGGAGUCCCCGAGUCACUAGGAUAAUGUGCGCAAAUGUCUGCCCAGAAACCUGUCGAACAGGUAGGCAGUAGCACCUGUUUUGGUUGUCAAGGCACUUUGCUGUAUCGGUGCGCGCGGCUCGGCGUCUUCACAAACUGACCACAUCACUGACAUUUCAGAGACGCUGUGGAUAUCAACAAAAUCAGGACGCGGUUAUCUUGUCAAGUUUUUACCACAAUUCCUACCUGGGUAGAUGGGCUAAAAAUAAAAGUGUGGAGUCCAUUUCCUGAAGAUCCCAGCACUGUCUGUGUGUUUUCCCUGGAAUCUGCAUCUCUUUUUAAAGGGAUCGACUCUCUUAAUGGAGUGGCGAGUUUAGCCCAAACUGCACCCCCGGAGGAGGCAUGCACACACGCAGUGACAGGGGGUGGUGUGGGGCGCCAUACACCACAGGGGUGCUAUUACACACCAUGCUGCACUAUACUGAACUAUAAUGAAACAAACUACGCCAAGCUGCACUUAACUAAACUAUACUGUACUGUACUACACUACACAAUCCUAACAGUCACUAUACUGACUGAAACUAUACUAACCUGCACUAAACGAAGCUAUGUUGAACUGUACUAUAUAUUACAAUAUAUACAGAAAUAAACAACACCAAACUACUAAAUUAUACCAUAGUAUACUGCACUGCACUAUACUGUAGUGUAUCAAACAAUACUACACUGCACUAUACUAUACUGUUAGGUUCUUUUCAAACCCAUAUCUUACUAUACUGUACUGAGCUACACACUGCUAAACUGUGAUAUACUGUUCUGUACUUAACUAUAUAACACAAUACUCACAGAUAGACCCCCCCCCCCCCACAGUGUUGGGAUUCACCCCAAAGCCUUGGAAACCAGUGCUUACAUCAACAGGAAGUAACAUCAAAGUCGUCCCCAGCCCAGACAUGACGCAGGAGGUGAUGACGGUCGGUAGCAGGGGUUCAGCAGCCAAUGGGCUUGUGGCUUCCAGGGUGGAGCAGUACGAAUCCGGGACGGGAGACAGCAACUGCCCUGAGCCUGCUGCUUCACUCUCACCCACUCACCACCGGGGGGCAGCACAGCUGUGGAAACUGCAGGAGAACAAGCCCAGAAAGUUCGGGACAUUGGGGUACCAGGUAACCAACCAACCAACUAACUACCAGAGUAAAAGUAAACAGAAGAAGCACCCUGAAUAUGUGACGCUGGGUAAGGGAUCCUCCCACAAUCCCAAACACAAUCGUGCAAUGCUGCGCAUGGGAAUCUUCAGCCAGGGACCGUCUGAAAAGGACCUAGGCAAGGUGGAGCAGCUGAAGAACAAGCUUGUCUCUUACAGCAUGUUCGGCCUCCCCAGACUGCCGACGGAGGUGGGCUCAAAAUGGGAGAUCAGAAUGGGAGAGGAAACUGGUAUCAGCCUGGAGAGCUCCUGGAAAGACAUUGUGCAGGGACAUGAGACUAUGAGCAAAAAGCAGUCUCAUCUGCAGGAGGCAAUCUGGGAGCUGAUCCACACGGAGCUGACCUACAUGAAAAAGCUGCGAGUGAUCACUGAUUUGUUUAUCUGUGGGAUUUUGAAUCUUCAUUCAGUUGGAUUUCUCACAGAUGUGGAUCCGGAACUCCUGUUCAGCAACAUUCCUCAAAUAAUCUGCGCACACAGAACCUUCUGGCAGGAAGUGAUAUCACCACUGCUGAGUGAAGUGAGGCAAACCAGGAAACCCUUUGACCCUCAGAGAUUGCAUGAUGGCUUCCAAACGUUUGACAAGAGAUUCCAGUCCUAUAUCCAGUACUGUGCUGGUGAGGAGCACUGCAUGGAGUAUGCACGCCAACAGAUGACACAGAAUCAACAAUUCUUGGUCUACGUCGGGUGGGCAGAGACUCACAAGCAGUGCAAUCGGAUGAGACUGAGUGACAUGCUGGCCAGACCCCACCAGAGAAUCACCAAGUACCCCCUAAUGUUGAAAUCCAUCCUGAAGAGAGCUGAGGGCUCUACCACCAGGGACAGCCUGGUCUCCAUGGUCAGCUCUGUGGAGAGUUUUCUUCAUCAUAUAAACUCGCUACUGCAGUACAGAGAGGAGCUUCAGAAACUGUCUGUGGCGGCUGGAAGAAUAGAGGGUUACGAGGUGCUGGAGAGUGCGAGUGAGGAGGUGGACAAGCAUGUUAAGGAAUUCUGUCAACUGGAUCUGACUAAGCCCAUGGUGGGCGUGGGACCUCACCACAUUCGACAGCUUCUAUUGGAAGACAGCCUGAAAAUCCGUGAAGGCAAAGACAGCAAGGUGGAAGUUCAUGCCUUCCUCUUCUCUGAUGUUCUGCUCUUCACUAAACUGAGCAAGAAGAAUGAGACGGCCAAAGUGACGCAGGCUCCAGUACUGAUUGACAGGGCUGUGUGCAGAGCACUGAAAGACCCAGGAAACUUCUUGCUGAUCUGUUUGAACGAGUUCAACUGCGCCAUCGCUGCUUACACCAUCCAGGCAGCGAGCGCUGAGAAGAGCAGGCAGUGGAUGCAGUCGAUCCAGAGUGCUCAGGCUGAUCUGAUAAAGCUGAAGGAGGCAGAGACGCACCGGCGUGAGAAGGAGCUGAGAGAGAUCAUAGGGGAAAUUGAGUCCCAGGUUGUACUCUCCACACAGAACUCCCCAUCACUGUUGCACGGAGCGAGCAAGAGCCAGCAAACAGAGGCCAGGAAUGGAAAGCUCAUCCCCCAGCUGGUGGUAACCAACAGCGAAUCUCAGAACACAACUUUGGCAAAGGUAGAGGGGCAAUCCGAACCCGGGGGUCCCAUUUCUCCCGACCUGGAGGAUCUGGGGAACUUCUCCAGGAACGUGGUGUCUCCGAGAAUCCGCCGGAGGAAACCACUACACACCCCCAACAGGAAGACACCCCUGCAGACGACCUUCGAUCUUACACAGCCGGGUUUAUCAGGACCUGGGACUGGGUCUACAAAUCAGGGUGCCCACUCGCUGCCUGAUUCAAACUCAAACUCUGAUGCAUUUUUUGCUUCGACGGCGCCUGAUUUCAACCAGAGGAACCCAGACCCCAUUUCAAAUCCAGACGUCACAUCCUUGGAGCUGCCCUACUCCAUUCCCGACCACAUGCUGAGGACCCAGCGGUGGCUGUCAGCUUCCAAUCACAUCUCAAACACCCUUUCCCCAUCUGACACUUCCAGGACCCAAACUGAGGUAUCUUAUGAGGUGCCCGAACCUUACUUGUCCCUGAAAUGGCUCUCCGCAGACGAUCUGAGCUCCAACACUGCUGGCUCCUAUUUAAGGACCCAAAGUGACCAUUCUGGUAUCAACAUGUCAAGUUUAGGUGCCCACUCCGUGCCCAAUUUGUUUUCAAGGACCCCAAGGGGCUCAGCCAGGUCCCGUUCAGUGGCAGAUAUCCUCUUGCGGGCUGAGGCUCUGGAGAAGGACUGGAGCAGCCGACAUGGGUCAGAGGAAAGCUUCUCCCUGGCAGGCACCGGAUCCUGGGACUGCAGCAGUGAGCCUGGUGACAAGGACCAGCUCUUGGAGGCCGAGGACCUUGAGUUUGUGAAGGGCCACGCCUACUCGGGGGCCACCGAGAACCAGGACGCACCCUUCGACCCAGAAGAAAUGGAGUACAUGGAGAGACUGCACAACCAGCUUAGAGAUGGACACUCCCCUGUGUUCUUUGAUUCCUCCCCCCCUCAUGGGGUCUGGGUGGAGGGCGAUGCCUCCGAAGGGAGGGGGGGUUUUCUGCCCAGCGAGGAGGUGGUCUGUGAAUCUGGAGAUCCCCGUGCUCACCAGAACGAGGGGGAAAAGGAGAAGGGGGAGGAGGGGGACAGGCGGGGGGGCAGGAGGCUGACUCUCUCAGAGCUGCAGAAGAUCCGUGGCACAGAAUUUGAACAGCACACUGCAUCCUUCUAGAAGACACGUGAGCAACCAAAGUGUAGCUCAAGUAACCCUCCAAGAAAGAAAGAGACUGAAAAAUAUCACAGAUGGAACAUGCUUUCCUGAGCAGACACAUGACUCGAUCAUGAGACUUUUGAACAUACAGAAGAUUUGGAACAUUUUAACUGACAGGACAUUCUGUCAAAAAGCAAUCCUGUAUUUACAACAGCACCAUGGCAUUGCGAAACAUCGACAAUACAAAGCCUUUUUAUUGAUCUAAACAUUUAUUUGAAAAAUAAAUACAGUAGAAGUUAAUUAUACAUUUUUCAGGUUUUACAAUAAAAUAAGUCAAGCAGCUAAGAUAUGUUAGGCUGGUGCCUCCAUCAGUUCAGCAGUGAGUCCCUGUUUGAGCCGGUGCCUCCAUCAGUUCAGCAGUG
This is a messenger RNA of Polyodon spathula (Mississippi paddlefish), 4487 nucleotides long. RefSeq names its product pleckstrin homology domain-containing family G member 6-like. The record is from RefSeq and is a predicted model, not a curated record. Gene Ontology annotation, cellular component: axon; endocytic vesicle; plasma membrane. Gene Ontology annotation, biological process: endothelial cell migration; Rho protein signal transduction. The coding region runs from base 1138 to 4086 and encodes 982 amino acids. Gene Ontology annotation, molecular function: guanyl-nucleotide exchange factor activity. NCBI's taxonomy places the organism in Eukaryota, Metazoa, Chordata, Actinopteri, Acipenseriformes, Polyodontidae. The transcript is spliced from 17 exons.